Rhopilema esculentum is the source of this 1977-nucleotide messenger RNA. Lineage: Eukaryota; Metazoa; Cnidaria; Scyphozoa; Rhizostomeae; Rhizostomatidae. The record is from RefSeq and is a predicted model, not a curated record.
AAUGUUCUGCUUUUGUAUUAGACAAAUUAAUGUAACAUAAAUUAUACGAGUAAAAUCUUUUCUGGAUCUUGAUUUCCUUAUCCAGUUCCUUCAUUCCAUGAUUUAUUUGACCCCUCUGUGCUUUUUGAUAUUGCGAUUGCCCGACUUAAUCUAUUCAAAGAAUGCCGCGUGUAUACCUUUCUGAUCCACGCUGUGGCCGUCGAUGGCCAUGCUAUUACUUGGCCCUUCUGAAUAGCAAACGGAGGAAACUAAUAGGAGUUGCGCCAUAGUGUGGCUAUGGUGUGACGCAACGGGCUAUUGUGAAAUACGCAUAUCUGACAGCCUUGCUAUUAAAUUCUUGGAAUGAAUAGCAAGAGCUCACACGCGAUCACGCAUACAAAUCGUCAGUUCGAUAAACGUUGGGAAGAGAGUAGAGACCUUUUCAGAUACAAAAUGAAUCAAGUAGCGUCAGGUGGUGUACGAUGGGGUGUUUCAACUGUCUUUUCCCUCAUAUCUAUGCAAGGAGGUAAAUUAACUCAUGAACAGCGCCUUCGUCUUAAAAAAGACGGACGCCCAUGCCCCGAUGUUAAAGUUAAAAGUCGUUCGUGUGAAGCUGUGUAUAGAGGUUUUUCUUGGAUAUGUGGUGAUUCAGAGAAGAAUACAUAUUUCUGCUGGCCAUGUUUAGUCAUGGGAGAUCAUUUGAAGAUGAAGGCUUGCUUCGUGCAACCAACUGGAUUUGCAUCUGAUGGCAGGAAUUUGUCGAAUGUUGCUAACAGGCACCAAGAAUCAAAAAGUCACAUGACAUGUCACGCUUCGUACAAGCUUUUAGGGAAUGUGGAUGUGGCCAGUGCACUUGAUGAAGCAAGACAGAGAGAAAUUCUGAGACAUAAUGAAAAUGCAUCAAGAUAUUCAAAGAUGAUGAAGCACCAUAUUGAUGUUGCAGUCUACUUGUCUGCCCAAGGACUCGCUUUCCGGGGGCAUUCUGAAGACAAAUUCUCUCCAAACAGGGGAAAUUUCAUUGAAUUGAUGGACUUGUUAGGGAACUACAGUCAAGAGUUGCGAGUUUUCCUAGACAAGGAACGGAUAAGUUACACCUCCCACGACCCACAAAACGAAUUGAUCAAAUGCAUUUUCCAAGAAGUCCAGAAUGAAAUUCGAAAUCGAGUAAGUGCUUCCAGAUGUUUAUCCGUAAUGAUGGAUGACACCAGUGACUUGAGCAACACGGAGCAGUCGGCUGUUUCAGUGAGACUUAUUCAUGAUGGGAAUGUCGAAGAACAUUUGCUUGGCCUCACAGAUGCAUCUGACGAUCAAUCUGCUGAUGGGCUUACAAAGAUCAUGAUAAAAAUAUUAGGGAGCUACAAUGUUACUCCUGAGACAGGAAAGAGAAAGCUGAUUGGACAAUCAUAUGAUGGUGCGGCGACAAUGAGUGGCGAGCUCAAUGGUGUGCAAAAGAGAAUGCGAGAUUACUUUCCACUUGCCUACUACAACCAUUGCGUUGCACACAGGAUGUCACUUUGUGCGUCGCAGUCAUCGAUGAAAAUCCCAGAAGUGGCUAAAUUCUUUGGAAUAUUAGACAAGCUGAUAACGUUUUUCCGAAGCAGUCCCAAGCGAACGCGAUACCUUGGAUAUAAUCUUCCAAAGCCUGGUGAUACAAGGUGGCUUUCUCGAGACACGGCCAUUACUGCAAUCGAUUCGUGCUACGAGACAAUCGGCACAGUCUUAUACCAGAUGUCUUCGAAUGGGAGAGAGAAAGUCGACACCCAAACGACAGCCAGAGGUCUUCUUGCCAACAUCCAAAAUGUUGACUUUCUAUGUUUACUGAAGUUGUACAGGAAGAUCUUUGAGCAUUGCACGCCAAUUAUCACCGUUAUGCAGAAGCCAACAUUGGAUGCUGUUCAGCUGAGAUCUAUGCUCGACGACUUCCAACGUUUUCUUGCUGCACUAAGCUUUGAAGACAUUUGGCAAAUUACACUCGAUGCGGACCCAAGUUCCCCGUAG